Molecule: messenger RNA, 2102 nt
Organism: Pelobates fuscus (common spadefoot toad)
Lineage: Eukaryota; Metazoa; Chordata; Amphibia; Anura; Pelobatidae
Gene: OVOL2
Product: ovo like zinc finger 2
Exons: 4
Coding region: 331-1215 (294 amino acids)
Biological process (GO): regulation of transcription by RNA polymerase II; epidermal cell differentiation
Cellular component (GO): nucleus
Molecular function (GO): DNA-binding transcription factor activity, RNA polymerase II-specific; RNA polymerase II cis-regulatory region sequence-specific DNA binding
Source: RefSeq, a predicted model, not a curated record
CACCACUCCAGUUCCUGGUGCAUUUUUUCUAUUCCACCUUCUUCGUGUUAAGUUUUUUUUGGGGGGGUAAGGUGUCUAUGGUGAGGUCCCAGAGGAAGAGACCCCAUAACACCUUCCAGGUUCUGUACUACCAUCAAGGUGAUCAGGUCUAGGUAUUUUGGAGCUCUGUGUGGAGUAACGUGUCCAGACAGCCACAUAAAGUGGAGAAAGGAGGGAAGAGGAGGAGGAGGAAUAAAGUUUAGAGGUAGAGCGCAAGGUGAGAGCAGAUCGGCGGCUGAGACCUGACUGCUCCUGCUGAGUGGACCUCUUGCUUUCUGGACCUAAAUCAUCAUGCCGAGAGCUUUCCUGGUCAAGAGGAGGACCCCACCUCCCGCUAUCCGGAGCUGGGACGAACUCCCCGACGAGGAGCGAGCAGACACCUACAUCCCAGACAGCAUAGACUGCAUCUUAAAAUAUGUCACAGAAGAUAGCUGGAGUAACAGCAGCAGUGCCAGUGACAAUGCAGAAAACAGCCCUGAAAGAAGGGGCAGUGAAUCCAGCUUUACCACCCUCCCUGAAAGCACUGACCACCAGACCACCGAUGGCCUAUCACCACUUGCAGAUCAAAAGGCCAGAGAAUCUGAUCAGGAAGAGCAACCUCUGGAUCUUAAAGACAAAAGGUCACCCACAAGAUCCAAAAUAAAGGUCACCACUGGAACCUGGAACAGUGAAGAGAUUUACAGCUGUGAAAUCUGUGGCAAAGGCUUCCGCUUACAACGCAUGCUUAAUCGCCACCUUAAAUGUCAUAACCAAGUGAAGAGGCACCUGUGUACCUUCUGUGGCAAAGGAUUCAAUGACACUUUCGAUUUGAAGAGACACGUAAGGACUCACACAGGUAUUCGUCCAUAUAAAUGUGAAAUUUGUAACAAGGCGUUUACUCAACGCUGCUCUUUGGAAUCACAUCUAAAGAAAAUUCAUGGGGUGCAGCAAGGCUACGCCUAUAAACAGAGAAGGGACAAGCUCUUCGUCUGUGAAGAUUGCGGCUACACUGGGCCCUCCCAGGAGGAUUUAUACCUGCACGUUUUUGAAAGCCACCCAAAAAGUGGAUUCCUUAACAAAACCACCAAAAAAAUGGCAGCAAUUUUACAAAACAAAAUCACGUCUACUUUGCAGGGAAGUCCCAAUGAAGAUGAUGAUGAUGAUGAUGAUGAUGAUGAAGAUGAGGAUAUGGAGUAACCACUCAUUGGACGUUUUGUACAAGUGUUUACAUGGAAAAUGAACAUUGUUGCGUAUUUUAUAAUUGUUUUAAAGAGGAGCCUAGGGUUUAAUGGCACAUUCUAAUAACAAGACUCAAAAUUUCCACUAGCCAUUGGUAAAUUAAAAUAUAGCCCUGGUGAGUAGACCUUCACCUCUAGUGAGUGUGAUAUGGACCAUCCAGGCUUGCAGUGAUAAUUAACUUUUAAAGUUUGGCUUUUGGUGUAGGACUUGAAAUUUUAAGCCAUAAUAAUAAUAGUAAAGUUAGUUGUUAUUACUUAUGUCUAUUUAUUAUUUUUAUUGUUCACUUUUAUUCAGUUCAAAGUCAGAUCUGGCACAGCUUGGCAUCUGAUGCAAAUUUAAACUUUGCCACCAUUCCUUAUGCAGGAUAUCUUUUUUUUUUUUUUUUUUUUUUGGAAAUUAGCUAUGCUGAUUAUCCAGUUGUACUAGAGGUACUUUUGUUUCUACUUACCUCUGCUGGACAUAAACACACCCUUACCUUUUUAAGGUUUUUCUAUUUGACUAUUGUUCUUUUAUUAGAAGAAUUUUAAUGUAGGAAGAUGUUUGUGCUGUACUCUAUUACUGAUUUUGCCAAAAGACAGAUUUUUGAUUUUGAGAAUACUCUGAUUUUAUGUAUGAUGAGAGAGUAUGGAUGUUUCUAAGAAUUGAGCUUAGAAAAUGUACAUAGUAUGAAAUAUUAUAUAUUGGAUUUAGAGAGAAUAUACAAAGUGCCUUUUAACAAUUAUUGUAAAGAAAAAUUUACUGUGGUAUUAAGUACUUAUUUGUAACAGACAAUUUUUCAUUUUUAUAUAUAGAUAUAUACAUAGAAUGGGUGCUGGUGCCUUUUUAAUAAAAAAAUGUUUACAUUU